GUGACAGCCUGGAUGAUACGUCUUCCAGCCACGGGCCCGGCCAGUACGCUGGGGUGAUGGACGGCAGACAUGUUUUUACAUGCUUAAAUGACUAACGGCAGGACCCUGGACAGCUUAUUAGGCCAGGAAGUGCUUUAGUGACACGUGUGCGCCAAUGCAUCAUGACAAGAGGCUGCUGGGAAGCCUGUGACAUAUGGCCCUGUGAGGAGCGCCGCCAGGUGAGCCUCAGCUCUGCUCCGAGCUCUCUCCGCUGAGUGUGACUGUAGCCAGGGGAUGUGGAGUCUGGUAUGGAAGCGAGAGGCUCUCAGGGAGAUCAGAAUGGCUCUCUCAGCUUCUAGAGACCAGCCUGACCCACACGCCUGACCCACACUUGGGGUUUCUCCCAGAUUUUAUUCACCUGUCUCAGGUAUCAAGUUAUACAGGCAGGUCAUGGGAACCGCGAUGGGUGCUGCAUAUGCUCCAAACUAUGCUGGCCUCUACCUGGGCAAAUGGGAGGAACGCUGAACGAAUUCCACCUGUACUUGAACAGCGUCAACCUCAACAUAAAGUUAAGCUUGGACUUCAGCUCAACCUCAAUCAACUUCCUUGAUUUGAAAAUCUAUGUGGACACGGAGGGGGCCCUUCACACCACCAUUUACAGGAAGCCCACCGACAGGAACACCAUCCUCAGAGCAGACAGCUUCCACCCAGCCAACUUAAUUUCAAACAUCCCAUACGGUCAGUUUCAGAGACUCCGACGAAUCUGUGACUCAGACAAUGAUUUUGAAGUUCAGUCAACUGACAUGUAUGAACGUUUUAAACAAAGGGGCUACAAGGACAAAACUUUGAACCGUGCAUUGACUAAAACAAAAUCAACUGAACGAGCCAACCUCUUCAAACCCAAACCCAAGAAACCUGUGAGUAACAGAACCUUUUGCUCCCUACAGUACAGUAACCAAACCAACAAAAUCAAACAAAUCAUCAAAAGCAACUGGGACAUUUUACUGAGUGACACUGCUCUGGCCCCUGUCUUCGCUGAACCCCCCCAGUUUGCUGUGAAAAGGGCCCCUACCCUCAAGGAUAAGUUGGUAAGAAAUUACAUCUCUGCUCCCAAACCAAAAACGUUCCUGACCAAACCCACAGGCACUUUUCAGUGCGGCGCCUGUAGACACUGCCCACACAUCAACAAGUCAACCACCUUCAUGAAUGCAACUGGUACUAAAUCUUUUCAUUGUAAACAAUUUGCCAAUUGCAACUCUACUCAUGUCAUAUAUUGUCUUGACUGCAAGUGUGGCUGUUUCUACAUUGGCCUCACUAAGAGGAGACUGAGGGACCGCUUUGGAGAACAUAAGUAUGCAAUCAAAAACUAUCCCAUCGCCAAACACUUUCAGUCCUCCUCACAUUGUAACCCUACAGAACUUAAAGUAAUGGUCAUUGAGGUCAUCCAAAAGGACAUCAGGGAUGGGGAUAGACUGAGAACAUUGGCCCAGAGAGAAUCCUUUUGGAUUGACACCUUAGAGGCAGUGAACUUUCCUGGACUGAAUGAGGAACUGGGCUUUUCUGUGUUUUUAUGAGAAAAAAAAACCCUGAUAUGUACUUAGUUUACUGAACUGUAACAUACUCAUUGUUUCCUGCUAUUCCACUGAGGUGUAUGUGAGGGAUCUGCCACUCACAAGGAACUACAUGGUUUUUUGACUGUUUCUUUGUCCUAAGCAUGGCUGUGCUAAUGUUAGUGAUGCUUUGUACAUUGGUAUUGUCUUAACUACACAUCAACAUGGUAUGUGUAGUGCUCUAGUGGUAUUUAACUUUAACAUGUCAUGUUGUGUCAUUUUGUCUCUAUGUCUUGUUGUGUCAAAUUUGUGUCAAACCAGUCACGUGAUUGGAUCACAUGACUUUUUGGACUUUAAAAACACACCUGUUUGAUACUGUUUUAAUCAGCCCUGAAGAAGGUCGCACGCGACCGAAACGCGUCGGCUUGAUGUCCCACUCAGAAAAAUAAAGGACUUUUAACUUUACUUCAGACGUGCCUCGGACCCUCUCUCUGCUCUCUACUUGUAUUCCUCUGGACACCGAUGAGCACCUGAAGUUUCACUAACUACCCACAGACGC
Alosa sapidissima (American shad) is the source of this 2088-nucleotide messenger RNA. RefSeq lists its product as uncharacterized. The transcript is spliced from 3 exons. The coding region runs from base 489 to 1553 and encodes 354 amino acids. The record is from RefSeq and is a predicted model, not a curated record. NCBI's taxonomy places the organism in Eukaryota, Metazoa, Chordata, Actinopteri, Clupeiformes, Clupeidae.